Messenger RNA from Mus musculus (house mouse), 1102 nucleotides. It is a transcript of the gene Or8s2, whose product is annotated as olfactory receptor family 8 subfamily S member 2. Gene Ontology annotation, molecular function: G protein-coupled receptor activity; olfactory receptor activity. The coding region runs from base 90 to 1019 and encodes 309 amino acids. Gene Ontology annotation, biological process: signal transduction; G protein-coupled receptor signaling pathway; detection of chemical stimulus involved in sensory perception of smell. The transcript has a single exon. NCBI's taxonomy places the organism in Eukaryota, Metazoa, Chordata, Mammalia, Rodentia, Muridae. The record is from RefSeq and is marked validated. Gene Ontology annotation, cellular component: plasma membrane; membrane.
AAAGAGGGCCAGACACUCGCGUGUCUGCUAGGCAAAGGAAGGGAUAUUACCGACUUCUCUCUCGUGUUCCAAAAGAAACGUCAAAGGCAAUGAGGAACCACAGCACGGUCCCCGAGUUUAUCCUGCUUGGGCUGUCUGCUGAUGCCCAGGUCCAGGCUCUACUCUUUGUGCUUUUCCUGGUGAUUUACCUCCUGACCCUCAUGGGGAACCUGAUGCUGCUGCUGGUGGUUAAGGUCGAUCGCCACCUCCACACACCCAUGUACUUCUUCCUGGGACAACUGUCCUUCCUAGACCUCUGCCACUCCUCCGUCUCAGUGCCCAAGCUGUUGGAGAACCUCCUGUCUGUGAAGAAGACCAUCUCAGUGGAGGGCUGCCUGGCUCAGGUCUUCUUUGUGUUCGCUACUGGAGGCACGGAGUCCUGCCUGCUUGCCGUGAUGGCCUAUGACCGCUAUGUGGCCAUCAGCUCUCCUCUGCUCUACGGUCAAGUGAUGAGCAGGCAGCUGUGUGCAGGGCUGGUGUGGGGCUCGUGGAGCCUGGCUUUUCUGGAUGCCUUCAUCAAUAUCCUUGUCGCUUUGAAUUUAGAUUUCUGUGAGGCACAGAAUAUCCACCACUUCAUCUGUGAGCUGCCCUCCCUCUAUCCUUUGUCUUGCUCUGAUGUGUCUGCGAGCUUUACCACCCUCCUCUGCUCCAGCUUCAUCCACUUCUUCGGAAACUUCCUCCUGAUACUCUUGUCAUACAUUCGCAUCCUGCUCACCAUCCUGGGGAUAAGCUCAGCCUCUGGGAGAAGCAAGGCCUUUUCUACCUGUUCCUCCCACCUCACGGCCGUCAGCUUCUUUUACGGCUCAGGGUUACUCCGCUACCUCAUGCCAAAUUCCGGAUCGACUCAAGAGCUGAUCUUCUCUCUACAGUACAGCGUCAUCACGCCCAUGCUGAACCCCCUCAUCUACAGCCUGAAGAACAAGGAGGUGAAGGCCGCUGUGAGAAGAACGGUCACGAAAUAUUUGCAGUGUUUCAAAUAGUGGGGAUGUGGGUAGCACGCCGCUGAACCCUGCUGAUGCUGGCGUGCCCGGGGAGUCGCGUCUCUGCGAGCCCUUUGCUCUUU